AUGUCGGCGGGCUCGUCUGCCUCGUCUGCUGCUGCUCGUGCGAAUCCCGGCUUACCAGCAUCCUCACUGAACGAGUCUGAGGCCGCGUCUUUGCUGCGGAGCGAUUCAGGCGCAAGUCGGCUAAGUCGCCCGCCGAACGCCCCAAGAGCAGAUAUCGCACACGCUGCAACACCGCCUGCCCAGACCGCUGCGGCGCUGGCGGACCAGACGCUCCCUCAGCUGGGAGGCGACGCGGCUCACCCCAUCGCAAGGUUGCGACAACUCGCUCUCUUGCAGUCUCUCGUCGCACGUCAGACGGCAGCCUUGGGCGGCAGCGUCGCGCCUGUCUCCCCGGGGCGCAAACACGGCGGCCCGUUGCCGCACCCUCAUCCCCUCGACGGCAGCCUCUACCCUUCCCUAUCCUCCCUAGACCAGCAGCCGUCGCCGGCCCAUCCACUCCUUCCUCUACAAGGCGUCGACGCGACGAUGAGCGGUUUUGGACCAAUUCCGCAACCUAAUAUCUUCGGCCUCAACGAGCUCCGUCGAGACUCGCUGGGCGACUCGUCGAUCACAGCGGACGAGCUCGCCGCCGCACAAGCCUCGCUCGACCUGUGGACCUCGACGGUGUUCAACAGCGCCUCGCCGUUGGGAUCGCCGCUCGGGACGCCAUCCGCCUAUCCGUUCGACCAAACCAGCGCAGCAUUGGGUGCACUCGGAGGUCUUCCUUCAUCCUCCAGCGCCUCGCCGUACCUUGACUGGUCUGCUCUCUACCCUCAAGGUAGUCAGCCUUCACCGCCUUCCUCCGCCGCCUUUUCGCUUCCUCCCAUCUCCACCCUCGUCCCGCAAGUCAACCACCUCCCUUUAGCUUCACCACACGACCGCCCCUCUCUCGACCGCUCACUCUCAUCUUUCACUGGCUCGCUCUCGAUCGACUCGCCCUCGACCCGCGCCGUCCCCUUUCUCCCGCCUGUCGAGAACUCCGCUCCAGCUUCGCGCUCCAGCUCGCCCACCCAGCGCUCUCAGCUCUCCUCGUCCCAAGGGGCAACGCCCACCCGACGCAGUAGCCGCGCAAACGCCGGAGCGCGCGGUCGAGCCGCUCUUGCGGAAGCUGCGGACUUGGGCGAGGAAGGCGGACGGGAGACUCGCGCUGGAUCGCUGAGCGGAAGCGAGGAGGGAAGUUUGAGGAGGGGCUCGACGGGUCCGAGUAAGCCGAAGGAGUUGAUGACGCCCGAGGAGAUUGAGGACGACAAGCGGAGGAGGAAUACCGAGGCGAGCGCACGCUUUCGAGCGAAGAAGAAGCUUCGAGACGCCGAGUUGCAGCAGACGAGCGCACAGCUUCGCGAACGACUCGCAACUCUCGAGAAAGAGAAGGACUCGCUCACGAAUGAAAAUCGAUGGCUCAGGGAUAUUGUCGCUGAGAAGGCCGAGGUCAACCCGCGAGUGCUAGAUGCGUUGCGGUAUCAGGCGAGCGGUGGGUCGGCGGCGUUUCGGUAG
Messenger RNA from Rhodotorula toruloides NP11, 1473 nucleotides. Its product is annotated as regulatory protein cys-3, transcription factor. The coding region runs from base 1 to 1473 and encodes 490 amino acids. Gene Ontology annotation, biological process: regulation of transcription by RNA polymerase II. The record is from RefSeq and is a predicted model, not a curated record. NCBI's taxonomy places the organism in Eukaryota, Fungi, Basidiomycota, Microbotryomycetes, Sporidiobolales, Sporidiobolaceae. Gene Ontology annotation, molecular function: RNA polymerase II transcription regulatory region sequence-specific DNA binding; DNA-binding transcription activator activity, RNA polymerase II-specific. The transcript has 4 exons. Gene Ontology annotation, cellular component: nucleus.